AUGACACGCAAUAUCUGCAUCACCGCCGUGGACGGCAACACGGGCUUCACCAUUGCCGAGUAUAUUCUCAAGAAUGAGAACUUCAAGAAGAAGGUCGGCACAGUGACCGGCAUUGCUCUGAAGCCGAAUUCAUCGCGGGCCAAAGAACUGGCCAAGCUGGGUGCUCAGAUUGUGCCGCACAAGACCGGGCGUGUCAAGGACAUGGUGAGCCAACUGGAGUCUACGGGCGCAGAUACCGUGUGUCUCAUCCCCCCGGCGCACGAGGACAAGGUCGGCAUCACGACGGAAUUGAUCGACGCGACCAAGCGGGCCAACAUCCCCAAUGUGUGCUUCAUCAGCUCGGCCGGAUGCGAUCUUGCGGACGCGCAGCAUCAGCCCAGGCUGCGUGAGUUCAUCGAGCUCGAAAGCUUGGUCAUGGCAGCCAAGGGCGACCCGGAUACCUCGACUGGACAUUCCCCUGUGGUCAUUCGGCCAGGCUUUUAUGCCGAGAAUCUGCUGUUGUACACGCCGCAGAUGCAGGAGGAGCAAAUCAUCCCUAUUCCGAUGGGAAACAACCACAAAUUCGCCCCAAUGGCCAUGAAGGAUCUUGCCCAGGUAGCCGCAAACGUCCUGACGGGCAAGGGAAAGCAUGGGUUCAGCGACAAGCACCGUGGACAACUCAUCGUGCUCACCGGGCCAAUGCUUUGUGCUGGCAAUGAACUCGCCGAGGCUGCGUCGCAGAGUUUGGAGAUGGAGCUCAAGUUCGAAGACGUGUCCGAACGGGAAGCCAGGAAUCUCCUGAAAAGCCAGUCCGACCUUGACCCCUCGGAGCUCCAGUACCUGCUUGAGUAUUACUCUCUUGUCCGACAAGGGAAGACAAAUUAUAUUUCGACAACCGCGUUCCAUGAUAUCACCGGUCAGCAUCCAACGGAACCGGUCGAGUUCUUCAAGGAGCACAAAGAGCAGCUCGUUCCUCAGGAACAGCCCAGCAAGAAGAGGAAGACCGCCAACGGAAGUUAG
Molecule: messenger RNA, 999 nt
Organism: Exophiala dermatitidis NIH/UT8656
Lineage: Eukaryota; Fungi; Ascomycota; Eurotiomycetes; Chaetothyriales; Herpotrichiellaceae
Exons: 4
Coding region: 1-999 (332 amino acids)
Source: RefSeq, a predicted model, not a curated record